This is a messenger RNA of Penicillium argentinense, 879 nucleotides long. RefSeq lists its product as uncharacterized. Gene Ontology annotation, molecular function: carbon-sulfur lyase activity. NCBI's taxonomy places the organism in Eukaryota, Fungi, Ascomycota, Eurotiomycetes, Eurotiales, Aspergillaceae. The transcript has 2 exons. The record is from RefSeq and is a predicted model, not a curated record. Bases 1 to 879 code for a protein of 292 amino acids.
AUGUGCCACUGCAGCGUCUGCCGCUACACCCACGGGGCGCCCUGCAGCUUCCACACGCCACUGCCCGUCGGCGUCGAGCCUGAAUUUAUAGCCCCAUCCAGACUGGACAAGCUGACAUGCUACGGUGAGCCCGGCUCCAAAUCGGGGCUGUAUUUCUGCAGUACCUGUGGCUGCCAUAUUGGCGGGUACUACGGACAAUGGACCGUGUCCACAGCUAUCUUCGAUGCUAACCGAGACGACAAUAUUUUGCUUUUUAACGCACACAUGCUUCCUGAUUCAUCACCAGAUGGAGGUAUCGCGGCGAUCUUCUCAACAGUCGACGGACGCCAAUUACAGAUCGAUGAUCUAGACGGAAAGGCCCUUCCCUCGCCUGUUCUACCAAGGGAACUUCAAAGUACGAACGAGCAACUACGCGCCCAAUGCCACUGCGGCGGUGUCUCCUUCACCAUUGCUCGACCUAGCGCAGCCUUCCUGGCCAGCCCCGAAAGCAAAGGGGUGGUCAGUGGAGCAAAUGUCAUUGCGUGGAUGUUUGUCGCGCUGGAUCAUAUCUCGCCGGCUCCGUCGAAGGAUGGUUUCUUAAUUGGGACUGCGAAAGCCUACCAAUCCUCGGACGAUGUCACUCGCGUCUUCUGCGGUACCUGCGGUGCAACGGUUUUCUACCAUUGCAAGGAGCGGCCACAUAUUAUCGACGUGGCGAUGGGCAUUCUGCGUGCGCCGGAGGGUGCCAUGGCGGAGAAUUGGAGUGUUUGGAGAGCUGGGCGUCCGGCUUGGCCGGAGAAUGGCAUGCGAUACCAUGCUGGGUUCAGCCAGGCGUUGAUUGAAGGGAUGAAGCAGUGGGGGAAGGAACGGGGACAUCCGCAGGAUUUUGUGAUUCCGUAG